Cinclus cinclus is the source of this 600-nucleotide messenger RNA. RefSeq names its product V-set and transmembrane domain containing 5 (gene VSTM5). The transcript has 4 exons. Gene Ontology annotation, biological process: filopodium assembly; positive regulation of excitatory synapse assembly. Bases 1 to 600 code for a protein of 199 amino acids. The record is from RefSeq and is a predicted model, not a curated record. Gene Ontology annotation, cellular component: plasma membrane; axon; dendrite. NCBI's taxonomy places the organism in Eukaryota, Metazoa, Chordata, Aves, Passeriformes, Cinclidae.
AUGAGACCACUGCAGGGCUGUCGAGGCCGGGGAGUCGUCGUGGGGACCGUCACCCUCUGCCUGGCCGCCGGGUGGGCUCUGCAGACUCCUGGAGGAAUAUCUUUAGUUGUCCCACAACCCAACAUCAAUGCAACAGUGGCACAAAACAUCCUCCUCUCAGUUGAAUACUCUUGCCGGGGCGUGGCCACCAUUGAGUGGAAGCAUGUAUCAAGCUGGGGCACCACCAGCAUUGUUGAGUGGAGAAGUGGGAAUUAUGUAAACAUAUCCACGGUCUACAAGGACAGAGUGACUACUUUUGAAAAUGGCUCUAUACAGCUUCGGAAUGUGGGCAUGAGAGAUGCUGGCUACUAUUUUGUCACUGUAAUGGAGGAGCAUGGAACCAAUGCCUAUGGCACCAUCAUAGUCAAUGUUUACGAGAUUAUCUAUGAAGAUUUGCAUUUUGUAGCAGUUCUCUUCACAUUUCUCGCUGCAGUAUCUGCCAUUCUAAUCUGCUUAAUGUGGCUGUGUAAUAAAUCUCUGCAUCUAUUUCAGAAGAAGACAACACACAAACUAACAGCAAGUACAACAGAAGAGAUUGAACUGGAAACCAUUGAGUGUUAG